Ophidiomyces ophidiicola is the source of this 735-nucleotide messenger RNA. RefSeq lists its product as uncharacterized. The coding region runs from base 1 to 735 and encodes 244 amino acids. The transcript has a single exon. Gene Ontology annotation, molecular function: structural constituent of ribosome. Lineage: Eukaryota; Fungi; Ascomycota; Eurotiomycetes; Onygenales; Onygenaceae. The record is from RefSeq and is a predicted model, not a curated record. Gene Ontology annotation, cellular component: ribosome; mitochondrial large ribosomal subunit.
AUGUCUUCCCGAAUACCCAUGCGGGCCGUGAUCGACCUGCGCUCCCUCUCAUCAGCUCUCCCCAGCACAACAUUCGCAGCACGAAGGGCGUUCCUUCACAAUGCCUCCUCCUCGACCCAAUUCCGUGAAUCGCAUCCGGAAACGCCCCCGCAAACAGCUACCACGGAAUCACGGGCCGCUCCCCAGCAAUCGAAACAACAACUGCCUCCGUGUACCACUCAUGACCUCCCGCCAGUUCUCCAUACUAGCAUUCCAUCUCCUAAAGCACCUAUCCCCCCAACGUUCACCGAACCUGUCAGCGUUACUGACGCUAUUCUAAACCUUCUCCCACACCUCACUUCUCAGUCGCCACAUUACGUGACCGCACACAUUCACGCCCGGCCCUAUUUACUCACCGUUGGCGAUACAGUUCGCCUGCCCUUCCUUAUGCCAGAUGUUGAGACCGGCGAUAUCAUACGUUUAAACCGUGCAUCUGUGUUAGGAUCUCGAGAUUUUGUAUUUAGAGGCGCUCCAUAUAUCGAUGAGCGUAUGUUCGAGUGCCGCGCAAGAGUGUUAGGUGUGGAGUCGGAGCCGAUGCGAAUGAAAGAGAAGACAAAGAGGAGACAGAGGCAUGUCCAGACAGUUAGGAGUAAGCACAAGUAUACGAUCUUAAAAGUGAUGCAAAUUAAGAUCAAGACAGUGGAUGAGCUGAUGGCGGAAGGGGCAAAGCUUGAGCAGAAGGGAGGGAGCUUGUGA